AUGAAGUACUCACUUACCGUCGCCGCCCUGGCCGCAGGCGUAUAUGCCACCAACCUCCCGAGGGUCGUCCUCGAGCGUGACCUGGCCACCAUCCAGGGCGUCAUCAGUGAUGUCUCCAGCAAGCUGACGGCCCUCAACGACGCGGCUCAGAGCUUCAACGGCGACCCCACCGGCCUGACGCAGGCAUCCACCGACCUCUCCAGCUCCAUCAAGUCGGGCACCUCCACGGUGCAGGGCACAGACGACCUCACGCUCACCGACGCCGUGUCGCUGCAGUCGACCGUGCAGGGCCUGCAGUCCAGCGCCCAGGGGCUCGUCGACAACCUGUCGUCCAAGAAGUCGGCCAUCGAGCAGGCCGGCCUCUGCACCAUCGUCCUAGACCAGUCGAAGAGCCUCUCCACCGACUCCCAGGCCCUCAUCGACGCCAUCGUCAGCAAGGUGCCCCAGGAGGCACAGUCCAUCGCCCAGAACCUGGUCGCCGGCUUCACCGAUACCCUCCAGCAGAACCAGGCCAACUUCGCCGAGGGCAACUGCACCAACGCCAGCGGGGGUGGCGGCGGCGGCGGCGGCUCCUCCCCCAGCAGCUCCGCGGCCGGCGGCUCGACGCCUUCCCGCACCUCCUCGGCUUCCACCCCGUCUGCUACAGGUGGCGGUGGCUCCUCCGGUGGCGGUGGCUCCUCUGGCAGCAACGCUACUCACACCGGGAGCGGCGGUGCAUCCCCGACUUCCUCCGGCCCGGCUCAGUUCACCGGUGCCGCUGUUGCGAACGGUGUCCCCAUGGCCGGUCUGCUCGGCCUCCUCGCCUUCCUGUUCUAA
Diaporthe batatas is the source of this 816-nucleotide messenger RNA. RefSeq lists its product as uncharacterized. NCBI's taxonomy places the organism in Eukaryota, Fungi, Ascomycota, Sordariomycetes, Diaporthales, Diaporthaceae. The record is from RefSeq and is a predicted model, not a curated record. The transcript has a single exon. Bases 1 to 816 code for a protein of 271 amino acids. Gene Ontology annotation, cellular component: extracellular region.